AUGUCCGGUUUGUGGCGAAUCUCUUCGAUGCUUGCUGCCUGUCGACUGAGUACGUCACUUGCAUAUGUUCCAUCCCUUAUGGUCCGCAAACUACACCUUCCACCGUCUAUUCCACAGAAGAUUAUGCAUCAACACAGAUAUGAGCCGUACGUCACUCCACCACAUCAUAGCAGUCCCGAACAUGAAAAGUUGCUGAAAGAGGAACUUGUCGACUUUCCCCCCUACCGCAACCGCAAAAUUCGACAUGGUUUUCAAGAUGCUCGAAUGGUUCGCGACUAUAAGCGUCGAAUAAUAGCUGCUUACUUUUCACCUCUCCGCAUUCGACUCAACGCUAUUCGAAAGAACCCUCUCCUUCCUAAGGACUUGCGUGAUACCGCUUCUUUGCAGUUGCACUCUUUGCCACGAGAUAGCUGCUGGACGCGCAUAAUGACUCGUUGUGUGGUGACCUCACGUCGUCGUGGCUGCAAGACUCGUUGGCGUGUCUCACGCAUCAUCUUUCGCAACUAUGCUGAUUAUAAUCGGAUGUCGGGGGCCCAAUGGGCUGUAUGGAUUCAUCAGACACAGUGUACUCGGCGUCAUAUGCUUUGGCCACCGCCAGCGAAUGUGAAGACAGUAAAAGACUAUGUGAAAAGGUAUUACGAGAACAUUGCAGAUUAG
Molecule: messenger RNA, 657 nt
Organism: Hydatigera taeniaeformis
Lineage: Eukaryota; Metazoa; Platyhelminthes; Cestoda; Cyclophyllidea; Taeniidae
Source: the annotation of a GenBank genome assembly